CUCAGCGGCAUCCCCAUCCCAAAUUCCCAAUUCCCUGCCCGACCGGCGACCGACCAAGGAAACGGAGACGAAACGAAACCAGGGGUGACGGGAGGGGAGCAGAUCUCCGGUCUCCAUCUCCAUCCCGCUUCCGAUCCGAUCAGCUCCGAGGCCGCCAUGGCGAACGGCUGCACGUUCCUGGAGGUCCUCCUCGCCAUCGUCCUCCCGCCGCUCGGCGUCUUCCUCCGAUUCGGCUGCUGCAGCAUGGAGUUCUGCAUCUGCUUGCUGCUCACAAUCCUUGGCUAUGUCCCUGGAAUCAUCUACGCCAUUUAUGUCCUUGUUGCCCUCGACUCUGACAGGCACGAGAGGGAAUACUAUACCCUUGCGUAGCCCGUUUGUGUGUGCGUCAGGCCUAAGAAUUUCACAGAAUCACAGUGCACAGUGGAGUCGAGUUGCUGUUUUCAUGUGAAUUAUUAUCUGAUAGUUCAUUACUGGUGUAACCAAGUGGUCCUGUCUGGAGUCUGGUGGUGAAUCUUUCUUACCCAUCUUGAGGUCUCUCGACGUUGUAUUUCAGUCUGUUAAGUACUUGAACUGCGGUCCAGUUUAUCCAUUCUGUAAUUGUGAUAUACUGUACGAAAGAAUAAGAUGGACUCCUAUUUCUGGGAGCAUUUAUGAUUUAUGAUCGGUGCUUUUCAUUGAUA
Molecule: messenger RNA, 680 nt
Organism: Panicum virgatum (switchgrass)
Lineage: Eukaryota; Viridiplantae; Streptophyta; Magnoliopsida; Poales; Poaceae
Product: hydrophobic protein OSR8-like
Exons: 2
Coding region: 157-369 (70 amino acids)
Cellular component (GO): membrane
Source: RefSeq, a predicted model, not a curated record